AGACGACUCAGCGAGUCUGGCCAGUUUUCAGUAACAGAGCGCGUGUGUGAAGUGACAUCAUAAACUGCCUUAAACUUGAACGGUUGAUUUUUAAGUAGCUUCGACUGAUUGGUAGUUCAUUUUUCUGUUUUUUAUUACUGCGUGCAGCGAUUUAUUGUGCGGUUGUUUGGAGGUGUAGUAAAACGGCCGGUGGAAAUGGACACGAGAAGAGGAAGUGACCGCAUAUGACGUUUCCAGUCACGUUUUUGUAUAAACUUGGAGCCUAACGUUCACUCACUCCAUCGAAGAUCGAAGAACAAUGGAUCUCGAUAACCCAUCAUACUUUUCGGUGCCCGAUGAAGCCUGCUCGACCUACAAGAACUUCUGCAAACGCAGAGAACGUUACGGGAACGCGGACAGCGUCAGCAGCACGUCGGAUUGCUCGCUGACCCGACAGCUGACGCCGCCCAGGAACGGCGCCAACGGCGGCUCCAAGAUGAGAAACCUGAUGAGAUCGAUCAGCUCGAAUUCGGCGGACUCCAACAAGGAGCUGCUGAUAAUGGGCGAGCCCCGACUGUCGGACUUCGCGCCCGACAUAGCGGCCCGACACGCGGCCGCCGUGCGGAGCAACUCCCUGAAGAACACCAGGUACGACGACGUGGUGUACUCGCCGCUGGCCACCGCCGAGGAGCAGGACUCGGGCGACGAGGUGUUCGUUACGGAGGAGUCGGCCAGAUACUAUAACUUUCCCGCGAAAAAGACGGCGGGCCAGAGGCGGCACUCGAUCGGUACGUUCAUGGCGAGGGACCGGGUGAACAGUGCGGCGUCGUCUUCGAGGAGUUUCAAGGAGGAGUUCCCGCACGCCGGGCCGUCGUCGGUGUCCGAAAUGGACGAUCACUCCCUGAGGCACGGAUCGUAUCCCAGGAAGAGGUGUAUCAAGUGCACUAAAGGGGUUCCCCCAAAGCCCACAAAUAUGGACGACAUACUCAUUGUUUCGCUAAAAUGCAGCGAAGCAUCUUCACUUUGGGUGGAAUACUUCUCCAGCUACUUUCAACAAGUUAACAAAAAAGCAAACAGAAAAGGAUUUAAAAUCCAAGAGUUAGGUGUAGAAGAAAUAAUAGAAAACAAAGAUUUGAAGCCAUUAACUGACAAAACAUCAGGAGUGAAACUACAGUUGAUAGUUAUUGACCCAAGUCUGUUGGAAUUCAUUUCUCAACAUGCUGAAGAAAGCCAAAAGUUAGGAAGCAUCCUUCUACCAGACAGAACUUUGGCCCUUUUACUCGGCGUCAAGGACUCAGAUCUCACUGAAGAACACCUCAAAGUAUUACCCACAUAUUUCCAAUGGCAACGUAAAGCUGUGGGACAGGACCAGGACGAAAAUUUCACCAAGGACUUCUUAAGUCAAGCAAUGGCCAUACUUUCUAAAGUGUGGAAACAACAGAGCUCGGCUCUGGCCCAAGAGAAUUCGUUUUUCUCAGUCACACCCAAAAAGAUCCGUCAAGGUCAAAGCAGCGUUUUCGUCAUCCUGACCUAUCCCCUACAAAAAGAGGACAUCGUCAAAGUGUCGGUGGAGAAAAACGGCGAAAUAUACGAGAUCACGUCGACGAAACGACGCAAUCCCUAUUUGAUUAAAAUGUCACUGCCCGACCACUUGACUGAAGAGACCGCCAUCGUAAACAUCCUCGUAGAGAAAAACGGCAGCAUCAUCGGACGAAGACCAAUCAAGUGCGAGAGCAAACUCAGGGAGCUUGAACAAAUUUUGCGGAUGAGCAACAAUCCGAUUGAAUUCAUGUGUCAGACAUUGGGCUUCGCGCCAGCUGAUAGAGAACACUUGGACAACUGGAUGAUCCAAGCCUUCCAAAGAAACCUCCCACCUCAUUUCAACCUUCUGGCCAACCAUACUACACCGUUUUCAGCGGCAGUGCAGGUCCACAAACGCAGUAAUGAGGAGUAUCCCACUCUACUUCACUUCGCCGCCAAAUUCGGAUUGGAGAAACUUACCAUGCAAUUAUUAGACUGUCCUGGUGCGGAUAUUGCGCAAGAAAUAAGGAACGUUCACGAUUUGACUCCUGUUGAAAUAGCUGAAUCAAAUGGACACCUGGAGCUGUGUUGCAUGUUAAAGGGCUACAUUAGUAUGACGGAGUUUACUAGUGUUUAUACUAAACUUAAGGAAGGUAUGAAAAAUAUGGAAAUAGAUGAGGAAGGUUAUUUGUCUCCGAAAGUGGUGGAAGGAUUUUAUCAACACCCGCCGACUGCUGCCAGACCCGUAGAAACACCACCCACAAUAACAAUAGAAGAUGAAUCUACCUCAUCAGAAUACAUAAAAAUGGACCCUUUAAGUAAUUCACCUUCUCCUAAAGGCGUUUUAAACCAAAACCACCACCCCCACGAACCACCACAGUUAAACAAAAAAGAAACGGAGCCAAUAAAACCGCCGCAAAUUCCAAAGACCUUGGACAUAGUGGAAGAUAAAGUACAGAAAGAGCUUGCGGAAAUAAUAUUGGAUUUCAAGAAUAACGUCCACUCAAUUGCUCAAGUAGAAAAGCUUGUUGAGGAAUGGAAAAAUCGUAACGACGUACAAAAAUCCUUUAAAGAAAAACAGGAGCAAUUAAAAGAGAUGAGAUUGAAAUACGAAAAAAUUCAGCACGACAUGAAAAUGUCAUUGAAAAAACCUUCCGCUUUGGAAAAAAUAGUUAGGAUAUUCUCGAAACAGAGAAAUAAAGAUGAAAAAUUGGACGUGUCUUCGCCCAUUUCGGAAUCUUUGAGUCCACCCUCCCUCAGUGCUCAAAGACCGAUUAGUGCUUUAAGUACGUCCAGUUCCGGUUCGUCAGGGAGGAUGAGUACUUUGAGCGGUUGCAGUUUGGGUGAUAGUGGGACGCACUCAGAUAAUGAAGAGAGAAAGCACAUGUUAAUAGGGAAUCACAACGACGAUGACUUGAAAAAUGAAUUUUACAAAAUGGUGCCAGCUCCAAAACCUGUAAAAAUGUUCCCUCCAAAGCACACUUUCGAAACGAUCGAGGAAAACACAAUACGACCGAAUAAUAAUACUGAUGGUUACAUACAUUUUCCUCCUUCCGGAUUGCCAGUCCCAGGUCUAAUAGAAGAGAAUGAAAGUAAUGACGAAACGUCAAGAGAAUAUAUGAAUCUGAGGAUUGAAGAAAACCUGGAAACACACGAUUAUAUGAAUUACAAAUCACCGAAUGUACGAUAAGACUUAUAGCAUUACUGAAUAUUUAUGUAAUUUAAUGUAAUUUAUUUAUUCUAUGUUUAUAUUUUAUGUAAUUUUAUAUGUCAAACAGUUUAUAUUAAAUUGUUUUAUUAU
Molecule: messenger RNA, 3301 nt
Organism: Aethina tumida (small hive beetle)
Lineage: Eukaryota; Metazoa; Arthropoda; Insecta; Coleoptera; Nitidulidae
Gene: stumps
Product: phosphoinositide 3-kinase adapter protein 1
Exons: 13
Coding region: 299-3190 (963 amino acids)
Cellular component (GO): cytosol
Molecular function (GO): fibroblast growth factor receptor binding; transmembrane receptor protein tyrosine kinase adaptor activity
Source: RefSeq, a predicted model, not a curated record